Messenger RNA from Symbiodinium natans, 4911 nucleotides. The record is from the annotation of a GenBank genome assembly. NCBI's taxonomy places the organism in Eukaryota, Dinophyceae, Suessiales, Symbiodiniaceae.
AUGGAGGCAGACACACCGACAUGGAUCGAGGUCCCAGCCUCAGGCGUCACAGCACGACGGGGUCACAGUGCGGUGAUCAACGCUGCUGGCGUCAUGUGGGUCUUCGCCGGAGUGUACGAGAACAGCACCUACCAGGGCUGGUGGGAUGACGUCUGGAGGAUCGACUUGGAGGCCUCCACUCCGGCGUGGAGUGCAGUGACCACCGGCUCCAGUCCGAGGGGUCGCGAUCGCCACAGUGCUGUGCUGCGCCCCUCGGGCGAGAUGUGGGUCUUCGCUGGAUUUGCAAUAAGCUACAGCGAGAACGACUUGUGGCACAUCAACACCAUGGAGGCGUCCCCUUCUUGGACGGAGGCUACGGUCUCCGGCACGCUCCCUGCGGUUCGUGGCGGCCACACUGCAGUGAUCAACCCGUCCGGGCGCAUGUUUGUUUUUGGCGGGGCGUCUGGGGCGGGUCAUUACAACGACCUUUGGUUUAUCGACCUAGAGGCUCUGUCGCUUGAGUGGCAUGAAGUUGCGGUACUUGGCAGCCCUCCGAGUGUUCGAGACGGUCCUGCGGCGGUUCUCAGCCCCACCGGGAAGAUGUGGAUCUUCGGCGGAUACAGUCCCGGAACUGGUCACCUGAACGAUUUGUGGUAUGUGGACACGGAGGCCGGCAGCCCCUCGUGGAUGGAGGUGUCCAUGGGUACAGCUCCAUCCGGCCGCGCUUAUCCCUACGCCUUUCUGACUCCGGCCGGUCACAUGUAUAUCUUCGCUGGUCAAGGCGACAGUGGUCGAUUGGCAGACUCGUGGUUCGUCAACAUCGAGACAACUACCACCACUACCACUAGCGCAACCUCGACCGCAACCACAGCUACUUCGACGACAUCUUCUGGCACCAGCACCACCGUUACCACCUCCUCGUCGUCGUCAACAUCUACGACCGCGACAACGACAAUGUCGACAACGACAAUGUCAACAACGACUUCAGCAACACAGACAACUACAUCCACGGUCACAUCAUCAUCAACGUCUUCAACCUCGACAACAAAAUCCUCCACAAUCACAGGCACGACCACAACGCAGACUGAAUCGACGUCGUCAUCAUCACCAUCAUCAUCAUCAUCGUCAUCAUCAUCGUCAUCAUCGUCGUCAUCAUCAUCGUCAUCAACGUCGUCAUCAACAUCGUCAUCAACAUCAUCAGCGGCGACAACAUCCUCCACAAUCACAAGCACAACAACAACAACGCUGACAAGUUCGACAUCAACAUCAUCAACCUUGUCAUUUUCGACCACAGCAUCCAUCACAAGCACAGCAGCAACACGGACUAGAUCAUCAUCGACAGCAUCGACAUCUUCAACUUCGACACAGACCGAACCUACGUCGAAGUCUUUGUCUACGACUUCGACAUCGAUGUCGACAUCUGCGUCUUCGUCAACUUCGAGUAGCACUUCGACAAUAGCGACGUCGACUGGCACUUCAUCGGACACCCUAACCCGUACAACAACGACGAGCUCGAAAACGCGCUUCACAAGCUUCAGUGACGAGCUUUUCGACGAGCUGCAGCGCAGCACCAAUGUCCUGCUACGUACGGUGACGGACUUGGAGAAUGCCACUGUGUCAGCGACGACCGACUUCGGAAAGUUGACCGCGGUAAAGCUGACUCCAAGCUCGAGCAUGGCCGUGACCGUCCUGAAUGAAAGCGCGGCUGCGGCUGUUUUGCCUGCAGAGGUUUUGACGAGUGAUGCCCUGCUUGUCUUGACGAGCUUCGACGAGGUCCUUCCUGCCGGGCAGAGGUCUCAGACCUUGACUCGCCGGCCAAUCGAGGUUGCUGUGCCGGCCGUGGAUGUCACGCUCAUGGAUCUGGACACGCUCCGCCCCAUCGAAGUGAGCCUCGAUCGCCCCAUGUACGUGCGCAUCGCAACCGUUUCGCCCGAGCCGAACUGGAUCUGCGCUUACCUGGGGGAUGAUGGCUGGUCCACUGAAGGCGUGCGCUUAGCAGCGCCAGCGGAGCUGGAAGCGGCUUUUGGGGCUCUCGCAGACACUUCCGGCGUCUGGUGUGCCACGCUUCACCUCUCCAUUUUCGCGGUUUUCGUCGACAUUCUACUGGACUGCACGUCUGCCAGCUUGCUGACACCGACUGGGCUCCAACAGAUCCUGGAGCGAGGCGACUGGUGGAGUCGAGUGCCCGCGGUGUCCCUUUGGCUGGUUUUGGCGGCCUCACUGCUUUUGAUCCUCUUUGGCUAUCACAGGGACCUCCAGGUCCGGCAAGCGGAACUCUGGCGGGAGGACUUCUUCCUCGUGGACCUGCCCGGUGCAAAGCCUUCCUCCUGCUUUGCUUCCUGCUCGCUUUGCUCUUCGCUCCCCUGCCUUCGCUGUCUUCGCACGGGCGCUGGGGGAAAGGCAAAGGCUGCGGUACCCACCGGUAGCGAGCCGGAUACGGCUCCCACACUCCGAGCUUCGCCGAUGAGCGCGCAGUCCCUCAUGUGGCAGCAACAGCGUGACAUCAUGAAGAGGCUGCGGCCAACUUGGGCGUCCAGCUUGCAGGAACAUGCCAUCUGUCGCAACACACUCUGUGAGGUGGGCCGUUCACUUGCGCUUCACGUCACCUCCAUCGAAAGCCACAUAUGGGGUCGACAUGGAUGGGUACAGGGAAGCCUGGCCUUGCAACGAUCUCCAAAGCUCAGGCAAGUAGCUAUCGAGUUGGAAGAGAGGCUGCCAAGUGCUUACUUGCUCGUCCAUACUUCACACCUCCAUCGGCUUCGUGCUACAAUCCUGGCUUCACAUCCGGUGUACGAGCUGUGCAUGUUCGACCUGCACAUGACGGCCGCAAAGCGAGCCAAAAUCUGCAUGGACUGUGUGAUGGGAUCUUUGUGCUUUGCUGCCCUCUUCUUUUCAGUAGAUGGGUCGGCAUUGUCUGCCCGAAGCCCGGCAGAGUGCCCAUUGGAGCAGGGGAGCCUCAUCUGGUACCUUUUCGUUGCGACCUUCUCGGUGCUCCUCAACUUCCUACCGCGGAGUUUACAGACUUGCCUCGCUCAGCGCGGUUUUGUGCGGACGAGCCUCUCCCCACGCCAGCACCUAACCCGAACUCGCUGCAAGGACGCUGUAUUCUGGCUUUUCAGCAUCUGCCUCUCGACUUUCCACUUGCUUGUCAUCAUGGCAUUUCUUUCGGAUCUGGUGGAGACUGAGGAGUGGAAGUGGAUGUUUGCCUUUACAAUCGUGCUUGCACGAAAGCUGCUGCUUGUGCCGCUGCUGGCCUGUGUGUUCUCAAGCCUGGGCACGCAACUUGCAGACUGCAGACAACCUGGGGGUGUUGCUGCACCACCCAAAAAGUUCGGGCUUGAUUUGCAGCUUGCGAAAUUGGGAGAGGACUCAGAAUCUCCUGUUUCUCAAGACACUGGGCCAGCCUGGGUUGAAAAGGUACAUGAGCUGGCUGGUCGCGGCAUCUCGUUGCGGCAGCUUCUGGAUUUCUAUGCAGAACUGGGACAUAAUCUGAUGGGCCAUUUCGAUCCGAAGAAGUCCACCACACAUGAUGUUGUGCGGCAGUUCAUCAUCCCGAACUCGUUGGAUCUUCGAGAUGUGCACUUCUACACCAUCCGGGUCCACCGGGCGACGGGCCUGGCAAAGCGGGAUGAGGUCAUGGGUCGUUCUGCUCCUUACUGCGUGGUCGUGGUGCAAAGUGGAGCUGGGUCAAAGCCUUGGAAGGGUGGUGGCCGGACAUCUUGCAUCGAAAGCACACGAAAUCCCGUUUGGGAGGAAGCAUUCCUGGUGGAGGACGUCCUUGACGAUGAAAGUCUUCAUUUCUCCAUCCGGGACCACAAUAGUGAUGAUUGCCUUGGAAAGGUCGUGCUGCCGGUGUCGAGCAUGCGGGGUGGCAUGAGCGGCGAGCUCCUGGUGGGAACCACCGAAAAGAGCAAACUGCAGGUUUCCAUCGCCUCCCACGCGACACGAGCACAAGCCCGAACCAUCUUUGCACGCCUGCAGGAGGCCGCACUUCUUGGAGAAGAUGGAGGCGAUGACCUCUCCAACACUGACGAGCAGGUUUUGGAUCUCGGAGCCCAGAUGCACCGUACAUUCGUCCCCCGGGCCUCACGCGGGGUGCUGACUAGUGAGGGUCACGAGGCCGAGGCCGACCUUCCGAAAACCCGUGGCUUCGCCUUUGCGGACGUCGUGAACCACAGGGCCCCCGCCUCUCUGGCCCAGAGGAUGGUCACGCACUCCUGGCGCAACAAGUUUACGCACCUCAUUGCCGCCGUCCUGGCCGAUGCCUUGGACGUGGAGAAGUAUGAUGAGAUUGCAGACCUUCUCACGCAGCGCGAGUUUGGCACCUUGAAUGCCAAGCUGCUAGUAGCCUCUGGGAAGCUGGAUGUCCGCUAUUGGAUCUGUGCCUUCUCGGUGAACCAGCAUGCCGGAAUUUGUGGAAGCCCUCCGCCAACCGAUUCUACCGGCCAUGCUAUCGCACCCUGCCACUGUUCGACGCCGAAGCACUUCGACGGCGACCUCAGCGAGAUGAACAAGUUCGAUGACAUGAUGGCCUACCUGAAGGGGUCCUUACGCAAGCAGGGCGAGGUCCGUCUCCAGCAGGUGAUCGCCUGUGAGUCGGACUUCUCGUUAUUUCAGAGAGUGUGGUGCCUCGCAGAGUUGAUGGAAGCCCAUGCGCUGCACCUUCCGCAGGCUGUGAAAAUUCACUCGGCCGCGGCUCGGGACAAGUGUGUGGACAUGCUGGUGCAUCUCGACGUGAACAGCGCCGAGGCAUCUUUUGCCGCAGACAAGGAGCGUGUCCUCAGCAAGAUUGAGGACACGGCGGGUUUCAAUGCGGGCCUUCAGGAUCUCGUGCUGCAUCGACUGGAGCGGUUUUUGCAGGGGGACAACGCGCGCUCCUCCGCGGCAUUCUUUGAUGAGGUUGUAUUGGCGGCGGUCAGUAUGGUCUUCUAA